AGACGCCCAAGCCUCCUCUCCUCCCACCACCCGUCAGGCCGUCACCCGUGACGAUGGCAGCUGCAGGUCUGCUCAGCCUCUGCCUCGUCUCCGCUCUCGCCUUCUCUUCGUGCUCGCUGUCGCUGGCCAGCCACCAGCGGGACGCCGACAGGGUGGCGCGCCUCCCCGGCCAGCCGGAGAGCUCGAGCGUGUCGCAGUUCGCCGGCUACGUCAUGAUGAACAAGCGCCACGGGAGGGCGCUCUUCUACUGGGUCUUCGAGGCGCAGACGCCGCCGGAGGAGAAGCCGCUCCUCCUCUGGCUCAACGGAGGACCCGAUUGCUCCUCGCUUGGCUAUGGAGCUGCAUCGGAGCUGGGGCCUCUCAGAGUUAUCAGAGAAGGAACAGCCCUGAAGUUCAAUGAAUACGCCUGGGACAAAGGUGCUCUACAUACACAGGCUAACCUACUAUUCUUGGAGUCUCCUGUUGGGGCUGGCUUCUCCUACACCAACACAUCCUCUGACCUUGACAAAUUGAAUGAUGACUUUGUAGCUGAAGAUGCUUAUAGCUUCCUAGUGAACUGGCUACAGAGAUUUCCGGAGUACAAGGACAGAGAGUUCUACAUUGCAGGAGAGAGUUAUGCAGGUCAUUAUGUGCCACAACUUGUUGCUCUUGUUUCUGAGAGAAACAAGGAGAAGAAGGGCAAAGCAUAUAUCAACAUCAAGGGGUUCAUUGUUGGCAAUCCUGUCACUAAUGAUUACUAUGAUUCGAAAGGUCUAGCUGAGUAUGCCUGGAGCCACGCAGUUGUGUCGGAUGAAGUAUACAGCCGCAUUAAGAAGUACUGUGACUUCAAGAUUUCUAAUUGGUCUGAUGAUUGCAACGCCGCCAUGAACAUUGUGUAUGGUCAGUACCGAGAGAUCGACAUGUACAACAUAUAUGCCCCCAGAUGCCUUCUAAAUCAGAGUUCAGCAUCAUCUGCAAACCGUGCAUUCUUCGUGAAUGAUCAGUUCAGGAGAAGAACACGGAUGUUCUCUGGCUAUGAUCCCUGUUACUCAUCCUAUGCUGAGGACUACUUCAACAAGCAGGAAGUGCAGAAAGCAUUUCAUGCGAAUUUCUUGCUUCCGGGGAAAUGGCAUGCCUGCAGUGAUCUCAUCCAGAACUACUACAAUUUUUCGGUAUCCUCGGUCCUACCCAUAUACUCUAAGCUCAUCAAAGCAGGACUGAGAGUUUGGCUCUACAGGUCUGGUUCUUCGGCGACACUGAGAAGUCAUACAAAUUCUGCAUCUAUGCAUCGGUGAUGCAGAUGGUUGGGUCCCGGUGAUCGACUCCCGGUACUGCGUGGAAGCACUUGGCCUGCCGAUCAAGACCCAGUGGCAACCGUGGUACCCAGGCCCGGGCAUAUGGGGAACUUUUUUUAAAAAAG
This is a messenger RNA of Panicum hallii, 1399 nucleotides long. RefSeq names its product serine carboxypeptidase-like 26. Lineage: Eukaryota; Viridiplantae; Streptophyta; Magnoliopsida; Poales; Poaceae. The transcript has 10 exons. Gene Ontology annotation, biological process: proteolysis. Gene Ontology annotation, cellular component: vacuole. Gene Ontology annotation, molecular function: serine-type carboxypeptidase activity. The record is from RefSeq and is a predicted model, not a curated record. The coding region runs from base 54 to 1274 and encodes 406 amino acids.